UUAAAGGGACAGAGUCUGGCCCUGCUGCCGCACUAGGAGAGGACCACCCCCUGGGCACCAGCUAAUCAGACUCAUCAUCCGGACAGGGACAACUCUCUCCUGUGUGGAACAUUCCCUUCAGCGGCAGCGGACCGACCAGACCGACCAUGAACAGAGCAGCCGCGGGGCUGUGCGUGCUGGGCCUGCUGUGUCUUCACGGUGGGGGGGUGCUGGGACAGGACCUGGAGGCGGAGCCGGAGGCGCUGGUGUUCUGUGACGACACGCUGGUCAGCAAGGUGGCCAAGGCGGCCGUCACCUCCUUCAAUGAGAAGAUCUCCACCGGCAACAUGGUGGCUCUCUACCAGAUACUGUCGGCCAGCAAGGCAGAGAACGCCUCCGGGGUUAUGUACUCAAUUAAGUUCAACAGCAGGAGUAGCGACUGUCCAGCAGGGGGCGCCGUGACUUGGACUGACUGUGGCUACUUGGCUGAUGAUUCAAAGGAGCCAAUCAUGUGCAAUGCCACGGUGUAUGUGAGCGAGGGGGCCACCAGCACACAGGUGGUGGAGUGUGAUCUAGAAGGCCCGGUGAAGAAGGACCGCAGGAUCUGUAUGGGCUGCCCCGUGGAGCUGGACCUGGAGUCUGAAGAACUCAAGGUCCCGGUCGCUGUCUCCAUCUCCAAGUACAACCCCGACAACAACCACACCCACCUGUUCAUGCUGAACUCCGUCGGAUACGCUACAAGACAGGUGGUGGCUGGCUUAAGGUACAGUCUGUACUUCGACAUGAGAAAGAGCAACUGCUCUAAGGCCGAUAACCCCAACCUUCACUCAGGCUGCGUCCAUGAUUCAAACGAUGUGUUGCUGGCUAACUGUAACUCUACAGUGGACAUAGCAGAAUGGAGACAUGAGGUUCCACAAGCUAACCUGGAAUGUGAUGAAGGCGCGAUGGAUUCGAAGAAUAUUUUCAACAGGCGUCGCCCCCCCGGCUGGUCCCCUCUCAGGAGUGAUACCUUGGCUCCCAAGACAGAGACCCCCUUCAUCUCCCUGGAUCCCACCGCACUACCCCCGGCCGUCCCCUCCAACAGGGCCCCCCCCCCGGGCAAGGAGGACUCCUCCGAGGAGGAGGUCAGCCAGGACGACCCCUUCCACUGCCCCUCCAAGCCCUGGAAGAAGUUCAGCCCCCCUGCCCCCCCGUCCCGAGCCGACGCCCCCCUCACUGACCUGGACCUGUUGGGAUAGAGCGCUGCUUGGGGGAGGGGGGGGUCUGCGUUCUCUAAGUAUUUCUUUGCCGUGUGCAGGGGGGCCGCACCACUUCUGAUAGGUCCACCUAAAGCUUUUUUUAUUCUGCAUUUGUCUUAAGAUACAGGCUAGUUCUCCCUAUUCCCUUCCGUCAACACAACCUCUGGAUAGCAAGAACUCAGAUUGUAUGACUCAGAUUGUUACAUUUCGAUGUUAUAAAACCAGUGUAGGGAUAAAAUAACAGCACUGGCCACACUGUUCUUCUCUGUGAUCAUUAAACUGAUAUUAACGAUGAAAGGCUAUAAAUGGCUGAAAUAAAAAGGCAUACUGCAUUUAA
Gadus chalcogrammus (walleye pollock) is the source of this 1554-nucleotide messenger RNA. RefSeq names its product kininogen 1 (gene kng1). Gene Ontology annotation, molecular function: cysteine-type endopeptidase inhibitor activity. The transcript has 9 exons. Lineage: Eukaryota; Metazoa; Chordata; Actinopteri; Gadiformes; Gadidae. Bases 147 to 1217 code for a protein of 356 amino acids. Gene Ontology annotation, cellular component: extracellular region; blood microparticle. The record is from RefSeq and is a predicted model, not a curated record. Gene Ontology annotation, biological process: negative regulation of blood coagulation; positive regulation of cytosolic calcium ion concentration; negative regulation of endopeptidase activity.